Molecule: messenger RNA, 1131 nt
Organism: Fonsecaea nubica
Lineage: Eukaryota; Fungi; Ascomycota; Eurotiomycetes; Chaetothyriales; Herpotrichiellaceae
Exons: 1
Coding region: 1-1131 (376 amino acids)
Source: RefSeq, a predicted model, not a curated record
AUGGACCAUCCAUCACGAGAGCAGAUGUUGACCAACGAGCGCGAUCCUCCUCCGCGCACAAGCCCUCUGCUGGCCCCUUUGGAAGAAGCCAUGCAUGAAGACGGCAACGCGUGGGUCCAGUCCUUCUCCAACCUGAGGUACGGUAUCAUGACGAGAAAGAGGCCUGAGGAGAUCAUGUCCUACCAGGGGCCUGCCGAGCACAAGCUAGAAACUGACCCCGAGAUGACAAGACGCUAUCAGCUUUGUCUUGACGAACAGAAGGCGCAGUACAUCCGGCAGAAGUUGGAGGAGCAGAAGUCAGAUAUCUUGAGCCAAAGACGGGUGGAACAAGAAGCUACACGGCAUCAAGAAAGACAAAGAGAGCUUCGCGCACAACAGCAACUGGCCUUCUACACCAAGCAAUACCCCCGUUAUGCACAAUUCUAUCGCCGCGAGGGCCUCUUCCGCGAUGACAAUGCCGUGGUCAAUACUGCAAGACAAGACCCUGGUGACACAGACGUUGAGAAGGCACGACGCUUGGACAAGGGCAUGAUGAGCUCCCCAUCUUACCACUUUGUUGCGCUGGAUGAUAUUGACCAGGAGGCCGGUGCUGCUACCCCAAAACUUGCCAGAACUCAACACAGCACCACAGAGGGAGUCGACGAGGAUCUAAGUACCAUGACGAGGUCGGUUGGAACGCGAAUCCGCAAGACACGACACAACACCUUCCAGUCGCCACAUCACACGACAAACCAGGCAGGGCGAAACCAUUCUUCAGAGCUACCACAAACACCGUCCGCUGGAUUCACUCCCGCCGCAUCUGGCGAUGAGGCUGACUUCUCCCGGAACAUGAUGCCACUCACAAAACAAGGUGGACCACACCGUUCUGUCCGAGACGAACCAACUCCUCCCUACCAUCCCGACGAUCAGUUGUCCUCACACGAUUUCAACAAGCCAGUGGCAGAGCGGGUAAAGUCACCAACACUGUCUGAUCUGAUUGGAAGCGAGACUCCUUCUGAAAAUGACGACGACGACAGCGACGGAGACUAUGAUUUUGAUCCAAAGAGUCCAUCUCCAGAGCCUCCAAAGCACCGCGACGUGAAAAGUUUUGGACAGAGAAAUCGCAAGGGGAGCGGCAGGACCAGGCGCUAG